Molecule: messenger RNA, 885 nt
Organism: Funneliformis caledonium
Lineage: Eukaryota; Fungi; Glomeromycota; Glomeromycetes; Glomerales; Glomeraceae
Source: the annotation of a GenBank genome assembly
AUGUCGAAUUCUGUAGACCGAGCGGAAACUCACAAGACAAAAGGAAACAUUCAUUUCGGUAAAAAGGAUUAUGAUAGUGCUAUAAAGGAUUAUUCAGAAGCUAUCGCUCAGAAUCCAAGGAAUGCAGUUUAUUAUACAAACCGCGCAUUAUGCUACUUGAAGUUAAAUAAGUACGAUAAUGUGAUAUCGGAUUGUGAGACUGCUAUCAGCAUUGAUGCGAAUUCAGUUAAAGGACAUUAUAUGAUAGGACAAGCAUUAACGGAGAAAGAAGAAUUUGGUUUGGCAAUUUCACAUUUACAGAAGGCAUAUGAUCAUGCUAUCAUUGAUAAAGUAGCAUUUUCUGCAGAGAUUAUUCAAGCUUUAUUGAAUGCAAGAAAGAAAAAAUGGGAAGUCGAGAAUCAACGACGACAAAAGAGUGAAUCUGAAACAUUGAAAUAUAUCAAAGGAUUAAUUAAUGCAGAAAGAGAGAAACAACUUCAAAAGGUUACUCAAAGUAAAGGUUCGAUUGGUUCCACAUUUUCUAAAUUAGUUAAUUCACAUCCAAUGGAAAUUCAAGAUAAAAUAAAUCAAAUUAACCGUGCACAUGAUGAAAGGCUUUCUCAAAUCGAACAAGUUUUUGUUCAAUCGGAAGAAAACCUUCGUCAAGGAGAAAUUCCUGAAUAUUUUCUGGAUAAAAUAUCUUUCAAUGUUAUGCAUGAUCCGGUUAUUACGCCAUCGGGGAUUACCUAUGAGAGAACUCAUUUGAAAGAACAUUUCAAAAAAAUCGGAUAUUUUGAUCCGUUAUCAAGACGUGAAUGUAGGGAGAAUGAUUUGUAUCCUAACUUGGCGCUUAAAGAAGCAAUUGAAGAUUAUCUAAACAAAAAUGGUUGGGCGGCCGAUUAUUAA